AUGGAUUCCGAACUCCCGCAGAACGACCAACACUUCGAGGGUGCGUCUUGGGGAGAAGAGGGAUAUGAAGAAGCAGAUGAUAUACAGCAUAGCGACCAACAAAGUCAAGAUCCUGCCUUCCCACUUGCCCAAGCUGCGAAUGGUGACUCAGAAGAUGCUGGCGAAUAUGACCCAGAGUCGGUCACGAUAACCUCAGUUCCAGAGACCGCGGAGUCUAAGCCCCCCACCGAUUCUACCCCUACCCCUACUCCCACCACGUCCGCGUCCGCGAAGCCGAAAUCCGGCAAGCCCAAAACACAGGGUGGCUUCCUAGUGGGAGACUCUGACGAUGAGGAGGAUGCGCCCACUCCGGCUUCCGCCACCGCUGUUGCUGCAGGAGCCGCGCAACCCCCCAUUACACAGAACCACCCUCCCCUCCCUGUAUCUACUCCAGUUCAGAGCCAAGUGGGCGCCACUCCAGAACAGCCGAACAACGGGACUGCCGUGAGAGCGCCCAGUGCAGCAUCCAGUGCAGCGCAUGCGCCACCCCCUCCGACUGUGCAGCCUGUUCCUAGCAGAGACCCCAAUGACACCUUCGGAAUUCUUGAGGAUCGUGUGAAGGAGGACCCGCGAGGCGACAUGGAGGCCUGGCUAGCGCUGAUUGCUGAACACCGUCGCUACGAUCAGUUGGACGAGCUGCGUGUAGUGUACGAGCGCUUCGUCGAGGUCUUCCCUCAGGCCGCAGAUAUUUGGGCAGAUUGGGCGCAGCUUGAGCUGAGCUCCAACCGUUUCCAGGACGCCGAAGCGCUCUUUAAUCGAUCCCUGGUCAACGUACCGAACGUCAAGCUCUGGACCGUAUACCUCAACUACAUCCGCAGAAGAUAUGACCUCACCAAUGACCCUAACGGCGAGGCUCGCCGAAUCCUCAGCAUGUCGUACGACUUCGUCAUUGGCUCCGUCGGCAUCGAUCGAGACUCAGGGCAAUUGUGGAAGGACUACAUCCAGUUCAUCAAGAGCGGCCCAGGCCAGGUUGGAGGCAGCGGUUGGCAGGAUCAGCAGAAGAUGGAUCAGCUGCGCAAGGCUUACCACCGCGCAAUCACAGUUCCCAUGUCCGCACUCACAGACUUGUGGAAGGAUUAUGAUCAGUUCGAGAUGAGCCUCAAUAAGACAACUGGUCGCCAGUUCAUCCAGAAGCGCUCGCCAGCAUACAUGACAGCCAAGGCGGCGAACUCUCAGCUCGACCGCCUGAUUCCUAGACUUCAGCGGACGUCUCUUCCACGACUCCCUCCUGCUCCUGGCUUUGAUGGUGAUCAGGAGUUCAUGGAGCAAGUCGAGAUCUGGAAGAAAUGGAUUCAAUGGGAGAAGGAUGACCCGUUGGUUCUUCUUGACGAAGAACCCGAGGCGUACAAAGCCCGUAUUCUGUACUGCUACAGGCAGGCUUUGAUGGCCCUUCGGUUCUGGCCCGAGAUGUGGGUUGAUGCCGCGGAGUGGUGCUUCGCUAAUAAUAUCACCAAGGACGGCAAGGAGCUGGGCCUUUCUUUCCUGACUGAAGGCAUCGAGGCCAACCCCGAGAGUGUCUUGUUGUCGUUGAAGCACGGAGAUCGCGUGGAGAUGACUUACCCCGCUGGAGAUGACGAAGCGAGUAAGACUGCCCGCGCAAAGGCAAUUCGUGAACCUUACAGCCGUGUCCUCGACACGUUGUAUGCCAUGUCCAAGAAGAUCAAGGAGCGAGAGGAGCGAGAGGUUCGCAAGAUUGAGGAGGCUGCUGCGCGUGAUCCGAAUGUUAAGGAUUCUAUCGAAAACAACGAUGAUGAACCCGAUGGCGAUAAUCAUAGACCAGCUGACCUUGGAAAGGAGGAGCGUAUCAAGGCUGUCAAACAUGGCUUUUCGGUACAGUCGGACAUGCUCAAGCGCACUAUCUCGUUUGUGUGGAUUGCGCUUUGCCGAGCGGCGCGGAGGACACAAGGCAAGGGAAACACGAACUCGGGCCUCAGACAGGUAUUUAUCGAGGCUCGUGGUCGGGGUCAGCUUACUAGUGAUGUUUACAUUGCUGUUGCCAAGAUGGAAGCCCUCAUCUACAACGACCCUGCCGGUGGCAAGAUCUUCGAUCGUGGUGCCAAGCUAUUCCCUGAGGAUGCCAGCUUCAUGCUGGAGUAUCUUAAGUUCUUGCACUCGAAGGGUGACACUACCAACGCUCGCGUGGUAUUUGAGACCUGCGUCAACCGUCUCACACAAAAGGACGACAAGAAGGAUCAGGCUAAGCAGCUGUAUUCUUACUUCCACAAGUACGAAUCACAGUUUGGCGAGCUAUCCUCUAUUGCUGAGCUUGAGAAACGCAUGUCAGAGCUUUGGCCCGCUGACCCCAAGCUCACCCAUUUCGCGAACCGUUUCUCCGUGGAGACAUUCGACCCGAUUGCCUAUCGCCUCAUCAUAUCGCCAGCUGUCCAGCUACGACCGAAAAUGCUGAUUCCGGCUAUUGAACAGCCGACCUCAGUGCGACAGACUCCCAUGCCGCCGUUACCAGUUCGCCAGACGGCCAGCCCGGGUCCCCAGUACAUGGGCAUCACGAACUCGCCCAAGAGACCGUUCGCUGGCGAUGACUACGAAGAGCUCAACCGGCCGCGAAAGCUUGCCAGAGGAGAGUCGCCGCUUAAAGGUGCCGCUGGUCGCCGUCUUGACCAGCAGAGACGGAAUCAAGGAGCGCCUCUUUCCCGAGACAUCACCUUUUUGCUGGGUAUUCUGCCCCCAGCUCACACGUACGCGCACGCGCCAGGCGCAUUCCGCUUCAGCGCUCCCAACCUCGUCGGCCUUAUAAGAGAGACCCCUGUGCCAGACUACAGCGCCUGGAAAGCACAGCAAGAGCUUGGCUCUCGACAAAACAAUGGUAUGCAACCCCUUUCUCAAAGCCAGAAGGCAUCUGGUGACCACGCUGGGUACGGAUUUGAUGGCCGAAACUCGCCGCAGAGAACUCUCAGUCCACUUGAUGGUAGCGGUCGGCGCUUGGCGUCGUCCGGCUACCGGAGUUCUCCUCUGCGACCUGGUUCCAGUGGCGGAAAUCCCGAAGCCGCUGCAUCCCGACAGGACGCCACUCAGCAGGGACAAUACCCGCCAACGGCUUCGUAUGAUGGGAAUGCCACCUGGACACCACAACCUGCCGGCUACGGCCAAGCACCGUCACAACAGUAUGGCAGAUACCAGUUUUGA
Messenger RNA from Colletotrichum spaethianum, 3183 nucleotides. Its product is annotated as mRNA 3'-end-processing protein RNA14. Gene Ontology annotation, biological process: mRNA 3'-end processing. NCBI's taxonomy places the organism in Eukaryota, Fungi, Ascomycota, Sordariomycetes, Glomerellales, Glomerellaceae. The coding region runs from base 1 to 3183 and encodes 1060 amino acids. Gene Ontology annotation, cellular component: nucleus. The record is from RefSeq and is a predicted model, not a curated record. The transcript has 4 exons. Gene Ontology annotation, molecular function: protein binding; mRNA binding.